CUCAUUCAAGCAACAGUCUCUUCCCGUUUUUCUUCUUUGCGAAUUAAGAUGGAACAUGAAGAAACACAGAAGAUCACAAGAAGCAGCUGGUCACCGCUUCGACCAUUUCAAAUGAUCUCCAUUAGCCUUCUUAGUCUCCUUGUCCCUCUCUCUUUCCUCUUCCUUUCACGUCUCUCUGUUUCCUCCUCCUCAGCUCCAGUCACCGUUUCCAGCGUAUUCUCGCUUCUUCACCAAGUCGACGUCGGAGUUUUAUACACAAUCUUGUCUCUUAUCAUCGUCUCCACUUUAAUCCACAAUCUCUCCGGAAAACCAGAAUGCUCUGUUCUCCAUUCCCAUCUCUACAUCUGCUGGAUCGUUCUCUUCAUCGUCCAAGCUUGUGUCGCCUUCGGAAUAGAAGGAACCAUGAGCACGACCAUGUCUAUAACUACAGACAAAAGCUUUUCUCUUGCUGCUCAAGAAAGGUGGGUUUUGGUUAGGGUUAUGUUCUUUUUGGGCCUACACGAAGUGAUGCUGAUGUGGUUUAGAGUAGUGGUUAAGCCGGUGGUCGACGACACUGUUUUCGGGGUUUACAUGGAGGAGGAGAGAUGGUCGGAGAGAGCCGUCGUGGCUGUGACUUUUGGUCUAAUGUGGUGGUGGAGGCUAAGAGAUGAGGUAGAAAGUCUGGUGGUGGUUGCAGAGGUUAAACGUAGCCUUCUGAUACAUUUGGAGGGUCUCGAUUUUGUGAACUGGUGGAUGUAUUACAUCAGUGUUGGAAUUGGUUUCGUGAAGAUUUUCAAAGGGUUCUUGUAUGUUGUGAAUAUGUUAAUCUUGACCAUUAAGAGGUCCAGAAAAGGCUGUGAAUCGUGUGUUGUUGAUGAUAUGUCUCCUGUCACCGUCUCCGGCGUAUUCUCUGUUCUUCACCAGGCCGAUGUCGCAGUCUUAUACACGAUCUUGUUUCUCAUCAUCGUCUUCACUUUAUUCCACAGUCUCUUAGGUAAACCAGAAUGCUCUGUUCUCCAUUCCCAUCUCUACAUCUGCUGGAUCGUUCUCUUCAUCGCCCAAGCUUGUGCCUUCGGAAUCAAAAGAACCAUGAGCACGACCAUGUCUAUAAAUCCAGACAAAAACUUGUUUCUUGCGACACAUGAAAGAUGUGUGCUGGUUAGGGUUUUGUUCUUUUUGGGGCUACACGAAGUGAUGCUGAUGUGGUUUAGAGUCGUGGUUAAGCCUGUGGUUGACAAAACUAUAUAUGGGGUUUACGUGGAAGAGAGGUGGUCCGAGAGAGCCGUUGUGGCACUGACCUUUGGUCUAAUGUGGUGGUGGAGGCUAAGAGAUGAGGUAGAAAGUCUUCUUGUGGUGGUUACAGAGGAUAAACGUAACCUCCCCAUUCGUUUGGAGGGUCUCAAUUUUGUGAACUGGUGUAUGUAUUACAUCUGUGUUGGAAUUGGUUUGGACAACCAUGAGGACGAUGGUGAGGAUUUGCCACCCGAAAUAAAUCAGAUAAAAGAGCAAAUCGAAGAGGAGAGAUUUCAGCAUAUCAAGAAAACAUUCGAGCUGAGAUGCAUUCCAAGUGUAGCUGCUCAUGCUUCACACCAUCAAUCGUUUGACUUAAACCAGCCCCUUGCAGAGGAUGAUAAUGAAGGAGACAACAAAACACUUCUUUCUAGAAUGCAAAACCCACUUCAUCAUUUCAGUGCCUUAUCUGAUUCUGAUACUUACGAAGAUCAAGAAUUGAGCAGCGAAGAAGAUGAAGAAGAUGAAGAAGAAGACGAGGAAGAAAUCAAGAAAGAAAAAUGCGAAUUUUCCAAAGAUGUAGACCGGUUUAUAUGGACGGUUGGGCAGGAUUAUGGUUUGGAUGAUCUGGUCGUGCAGCGUGCUCUCGCCAAGUUCCUUGAAGUGGAAGUUUCCGAUAUAUUGGAAAGAUACAAUGAGCUCAAGCUUAAGAAUGAUGAAACUGUUGGUGAGGCUUCUGAUAUGACAUCCAAGACAAUAACUACUGCUUUUCAGGAUUUUGCUGAUAGACGUCAUUGCCGCCGUUGCUUGAUAUUUGAUUGUCAUAUGCAUGAGAAGUUUGAGCCCGAGUUUAGACCCACCGAAGACAAAUCUGGUUUGUUUGAGAAUGAAGAUAGACAACCAUGCAGUGAGCAUUGUUACCUCAAGGUGAGGAGUGUGACAGAAGCUGAUCAUGCGGUAGAUAAUGAUAACUCUAUAUCAAACAAGAAUGUGGUCUCAGAUCCAAACACAACUAUGUGGACGCCUGUGGAGAAGGAUCUUUACUUGAAAGGAGUUCAAAUCUUUGGGAGAAACAGUUGUGUUAUUACCUUAAACAUACUUCGGGGGCUUAAGACUUGUCUAGAGGUUUACAAUUACAUGCUUGAACAAGAUCAAUGUGCCCCAAGGAUUGCAACAAUCGCUUUGGAGGAUGUUAUUGUGCAAUUGGCCAAUGCACAAACCGACAAUGUCCUUGUUUUGCUGCUAAUCGUGAAUGCGAUCCAGAUCUAUGUCGGAGUUGUCCUCUUAGAUGGCUCUCUUGGUGAGCCAUCAGAGCAAAUACAAUGCAAGAACAUGCAUUUCCUCCUUAAAAAAAAUAAGAAGAUUCUCAUUGGAAAGUCUAGUGUUCAUGGAUGGGGUGCAUUUACACCGGACUCUCUUAAAAAGAAUGAGUUUCUCGGAGAAUAUACUGGAGAACUGAUCACUCAUGAGGAAGCAAAUGAGCGUGGGAGAGUAGAAGAUCGGAUUGGUUCUUCCUACCUCUUUACCUUGAAUGAUCAGCUCGAAAUCGAUGCUCGCCGUUAUGGAAACAAGUUCAAAUUUCUCAAUCACUCAGCAAGACCUAACUGCUACGCCAAGUUGAUGAUUGUGAGAGGAGAUCAGAGGAUUGGUCUAUUUGCAGAGAGAGCAAUCGAACAAAAUGAGGAGCUUUUCUUCGACUACUGCUAUGGACCAGAACAUGCGGUUUGGUCUCGUGGUCGACAACCUAGAAAGACUGGUGCUUCUAAAAGGUCUAAGCAAUCCCGUCCAUCUAGAUAGAUUUGGAUCUGAGGAGAAGCAGCAAUUCAAGCAGUCGUUUUUUAAAGUUAUGGUAAUAUCAAUAAAUAAUGUAAUGCUAU
Arabidopsis arenosa is the source of this 3086-nucleotide messenger RNA. The record is from the annotation of a GenBank genome assembly. NCBI's taxonomy places the organism in Eukaryota, Viridiplantae, Streptophyta, Magnoliopsida, Brassicales, Brassicaceae.